GUAUCAGUUCUUUAACACACUCAGUCAAUACAGACCUUCAAACAAAAAACAAAAUUUAAAAAUGUUCAAGUUGGUGGUAUUGUCUGCUCUCCUGGCCGUAGCUGCUGCUCGUCCCAGUCUCAUCGAAUCUCAUCCAGUAGUGUACUCGUCGCCCGCCGUUGCCGUGCACGAACCCGUUCUGACUAAAGUGGGUGCAGUGGUGAAGAGCAUCCCUACUGCUGUCUCCCAUCAAAGCCAAUCGAUUGUGCACAGCUCAGCUCAUGUCGUUGAGGAUGUUUUGGCACCCGUUGUGAAGACCAGCUAUGUGGCAGCUCCCGUGGUGAAGACUGUUGCUGCUGCUCCUAUACUGCACUCUGCUGCAGUCCACCACGUUGCUGCUGCUCCACUUCUGCACCAUGCUCCUGUUGCCCAUUACGCUGCUCCUCUGACACAUUUGCAUGCUGCAUCUCCACUCACCUACACCGCCACUGGUUUAUGGUAAAAGAUCUGAGACAUGAACGAAUUUAGUUGGACUGCCUG
Messenger RNA from Anastrepha obliqua, 519 nucleotides. Its product is annotated as larval/pupal cuticle protein H1C-like. Lineage: Eukaryota; Metazoa; Arthropoda; Insecta; Diptera; Tephritidae. The record is from RefSeq and is a predicted model, not a curated record. The coding region runs from base 62 to 481 and encodes 139 amino acids. The transcript has 2 exons.